CUUUUCCGUGUUCGCUACAACCAAGGAGCACAUUUUUAAAAUUAUUAUUUGACAAGAACACGGAAAUAGGAUUGGAGAAGACUUUGUUUUGAUUCCUUGUGUGAAGUAAAGAAAGACAUACUGACUGAACUAAGUUGGGUAACGUUACCCAACUCCCAUUUGACUGAAAAUGUCUAAACUACAGUUGUUUCGUGUGUUUUUAAAUGAGCGUUUAACGGCGGCUGCUGUGGAGAUUUUCGGUGCAGUUGAGAAAACGGUAGUGGAGUACCAGGAGGAGAAUGAUCGGCUACGGAGACUGCUGGGGAUCACACCAGAGGUACCACUAUGUAGAAUAGACUCCCUGCAGCUCUCUGUCUCUGAAGAGGAGUUUCCCCCUGAGCAGCAGCACUGUGAGCAGGAGUGGAGCCCCAGUCUGGGACAGAAGGACCCAGAGACCAAACAGAUUAAAGAGGAACAGGAGGAAGUCAGGACCAGUCAGGAGGAAGAGCAGCUUCAAGGUCUGGAGCCUGAUAUCAUAGAGUUCCAAUUUACUCCUUCCUGUGUGAAAAGUGAAUGUGAUCAGGAGGACCCACUUUGGUCCUUGACUCUUCCCCAAACCCAGACUGUGGAGAACAGAGAGAGAGACUCUAAACCAGUGGAUCUCAAACCUUUUGGCACUGUGACCCACCUGAAGGGUUUCGACAUUCCCUGUGACCCUCCAGAUAGUCAAAACAAUGCCUCCAGCCGCAGCUCAGCCAUAAGCAGCGAUACAGUAGGACUUGACUGCAGUCCACCAUUGGAUCCCAGCCCACCAUUGGAUCCCAGCCCACCAUUGGAUCCCAGCCCACCAUUGGAUCCCAGCCCACCAUUGGAUCCCAGUCCACCAUUGGAUCCCAGUCCACCAUUGGAUCCCAGUCCACCAUUGGAUCCCAGUCCACCAUUGGAUCCCAGCUCACCAUUGGAUCCCAGCCCACCAUUGGAUCCCAGCCCAUUAUUGGAUCCCAGCCCAUUAUUGGAUCCCAGCCCACCAUUGGAUCCCAGCCCACCAUUGGAUCCCAGCCCACCAUUGGAUCCCAGCCCAUUAUUGGAUCCCAGCCCACCAUUGGAUCCCAGCCCACCAUUGGAUCCCAGCCCAUUAUUGGAUCACAGCCCAUUAUUGGAUCACAGACCAUUAUUGGAGAAACACUGUUCCAAACUCAGCACCACGUCUAGAACAACUCACCACUGCCGUGACUGUGGUGCAACGUUUCCUCUGAAAGCUGAACUGCAGAGACAUGUGACUCUCACCAGGAAGACACCCAGUGAAUGCCACUUCUGCCAAAAACGCUACAACUCCACCUGUAAACUGAAGGCCCAUGUCCGACACUGCCACGUAGAGAAACUCUGCACCUGUUCCAUUUGUAGCAAGUUCUUUAAACUCAAAAAAGAUCUUUCCAGGCACAUGAGGACUCAUGCAGGAGAGAAAUGUUUUAGCUGUGGUGAUUGUGGGAAAGGCUUCAGUCUCAAGAAGACCCUAACCAGACAUAAACUGAUUCACACAGGAGAGAAACGAUUUAGCUGUGGUGACUGUGGGAAAAGCUUCAGUCAGAAGGGGAACCUAAUUGAACAUAUACGGACUCACACAGGAGAGAAACGAUUUAGCUGUGGUGACUGUGGGAAAAGCUUCAGUCAGAAGGGGAACCUAACCGAACAUAUACGGACUCACACAGGAGAGAAACCAUUUAGUUGUGGAGACUGUGGGAAAAGAUUCAGACACAAGAAGACCCUAAACAAUCAUAUACUGACUCACACAGGAGAGAAACCAUUUAGUUGUGGCGACUGUGGGAAAAGUUUCAGACACAAGAAGACCCUAAACAAUCAUAUACUGACUCACACAGGAGAGAAACCAUUUAGUUGUGGCGACUGUGGGAAAAGUUUCAGACACAAGAAGACUCUAAACAAUCAUAUACUGACUCACACAGGAGAUAAACCAUUUAGUUGUGGUGACUGUGGGAAAAGCUUCAGUCAGAAGGGGGUCCUAGGGAGACACAUACGGACUCACACAGGAGAGAAACCAUUUAGUUGUGGCGACUGUGGGAAAAGUUUCAGUGUGAAGAGUAAUCUGUUUAUGCAUGUUAAAAACAUCCACAAAGCAAGAAAACUAUUGGGGCAUUCACGUGCACAUCCGAAGUGGAAAACUUCCCAAUAAGGAAGUUGCAAUUCAAAUGCUUUAUGAUCUAAAUGUUGACGGUGUGUGUGGAGAGAAACAAAAUGGUUUGAGGCCAUGUGACGGAGAGUGAUGCGGGCCCUGGAGAUGGGAGUGUGCGCAGGUGGGUCUGGGCAGGGGUGAUGUUGUGGAUGUCUGUGCGAUGUUGUCUUUUGAAUGUUUUUUUGUGUGUAAGAAAAAAAAGGAAGGAAGGAAGGAAUUCGCAAGUGUGACAUGCUUGUGUUCGAGUGCUUUUUGAAGUCGGAAUAAUUCUUCGACCAUUAAGAUUUUAGCAAGUUAGAUAAGCUAGCCAAUGUUGCUAACAAUACAUUUAGCUAGCUUGCUUGAAGGUGCAGUCUGGGAUCUUAAAGGGAUACUUCGGGAUUUAGGCUUUUAUGAUUUAGGCCUUUUAGGGUUUUAUUUUACAAAUUGUAUGUCUCUGCAUCCAGUAUGAAGGAAGUUGGAGGUAGUUUUGCGAGCCAAUGCUAAAUAGUGUUAGCACAAUAACUGGAAGUCUAUAGUAUCUACUAGCAUGCUAGCAGUUGCCAUAAACUUACAGUCAUUGCGGUAACACUAGUUAGCAACUUCCUUUAAACUUCAUGCCUAGACAUAAAAAUGGCAUCUAUGAGUUAAUCUGAUUCAGGGGAAGUAGAGAAAGGGCUUCAUUGCCAAAAUCCCUUUAAGCAUUUACAUGUUUUUAAAAAAAUCAGAUUGUACAAAUUCUUUGUAACAUCCUAGAAAUUGCAAACAAUUUGUUUCAUAUCAAACAAAAUGGAUGACGUAGUACACAAUUGUGCACACUUUUCGGGGAUCCCUUUUUGGUUCAUGAGCACUACUUUUAAAACUACUUUCUGAAAAAAUACAAAAGCUCUGGAGCAUCACUUUAACAUUUGCGAAUAUGGUCAAGUUAGCUACAUUAUGUAGCUACAUUAUUCACCUUGACAAGGGUUAAGACAUCAGAGAUUCUGCAUCACAGAGGAACAGUUACCAAAGGCUAGGAAGUGGAAUGGACAAAAGAACAGCACCACGAGGAUCUAAAGAUAACCAAGGUGUUAAGAAACCGAUUUGGCGUCAUCUUUUGAUUGAAAAGUUGAGUAGUCAGUGGGAAGCGUCACAAACUCGGCAACCGGUAACAGUUUCCCACGUGUAAUUACGGAGGGAGGGUCGUUCAAGUGAAUCUUCACAGUCUGAACUCCCAACUCCAAUAAAGCCAACAGCACAUGAAGGCCCAAUUUUGUUCUCGGAAUGGAUAAGAAUUGGGCUGCCCAUGUAAAUAAACACUGCCAAAGUCUGUUGGUGUGUUCAGGUUAUUAUAUGUAUCUCAGUUGGUAGAGCAUGGUGCUUGCAACGCCAGGGUUGUGGGUUCGAAACCGACGGGGGAGCAGUAGGAGACAUUCUGCAUAAGAGCAUCUGCUAAAUGACUCAAAUGUAAACAGGACUUCCUGGUUGUAAGUUUUGUAAAGUCUCUCAGGUGAUGAGGAUGGUAAGAUUGGUGUUAUUGAUACAUUAAAACAUGUUUAUACUUUUAA
This is a messenger RNA of Oncorhynchus tshawytscha (Chinook salmon), 3693 nucleotides long. RefSeq names its product zinc finger protein 79-like. Gene Ontology annotation, cellular component: nucleus. Lineage: Eukaryota; Metazoa; Chordata; Actinopteri; Salmoniformes; Salmonidae. The coding region runs from base 170 to 2167 and encodes 665 amino acids. The record is from RefSeq and is a predicted model, not a curated record. The transcript is spliced from 2 exons.